GGGAUCCUUUGGAAAUCCCCACGGGGUCUUCUGCUGCGGAGCUGGCUGGAAGGCCGAGCUCUCUGGAGGAGGACGCUAGUGCGUCAUCGUAGCAGCUGCUUCUUGCUCUUCUGUCGACAGCGAGGAUCCAGGGUGAGGCGCUACCAGGUUCUGCUGUCGCUGAUGCUCUCCAGCCAGACCAAGGACGAGGUGACCUCGGCGGCCAUGCUGCGCCUGAGGGAGCGCGGCCUCACGGUGGACAAUGUUUUGCAGACAGAUGACGCAGCUCUCGGGAGGCUCAUUUACCCCGUGGGCUUCUGGAGGAACAAGGUGAAGUACAUCAAGCAGACGACCGCGAUCCUGAAGGAGCAGUACGGGAGCGACAUCCCCAGGACAGUCAAGGAGCUGGUGAAGCUGCCGGGCGUGGGGCCCAAGAUGGCCCACUUGGCCAUGAACAUCGCCUGGAACGAUGUGUCUGGGAUAGGUGUGGACACCCACGUGCACCGGAUUGCCAACCGGCUGAAGUGGGUGAAGAAGGAAACCAAAACCCCCGAGGAGACCCGUGUGGCACUGGAGGACUGGCUGCCCAGGGACCUCUGGAGCGAGAUCAACUGGCUCCUGGUGGGCUUUGGCCAGCAGACCUGCCUGCCCGUGGGCCCGCGCUGCGCAGACUGCCUCAACCAGGCCCUUUGCCCUGCAGCUAAGAGGUGCUGAGGGCACGGCCCAGAACCACAGAGCUGCUCCAGGCCUGUCCGGCAACUGCAGUCUGAGCCCAGGGGGAACACGACGGGUGUUACAAGGGCUCUGCUGAGACACUUGGAAGCAUCGCAGCCCCCUUGGCUUCUGCUUCCUCCUCUUAAAAGGUAGCCAGGCCUCUGAGUCAGCGCUGCAAGCACGCUCCCCCUGCGGGGACACGUCUAACAGACACGGGGCAGGGAUGGUGGGACCUGCUGGGAUCAGCGCUGCAUGGUAGCACAUGUUUAAUAUAAUAAAGGUGAUUUUUGUUACACUGGGGCCUUGCUGGCAUCCCUGCUGCCUGGGGCAUGGGGUAGGGAUGGGGCCUCAGCCAAGGACAGAGGGCAGAGCGACUGACAGCAGGGAGGAGGGAAGGACAGAUGUCACCCCGCCAACAAGCAAUUUUUGCAGCUCAGCUGGGGGAUGUUGGGAUGUUGCAUUUCCAAGAGUACAAAAGGCUGCCGGAGACCAGCUGGGCAUUUGAGUUUUGCUGCUGUUGGAGAACAAGUGGAGCAGAGCACUGUGGCAGCACAGAGAACCACGGGGUCAUCCGGCUCGGCAUUGCCAGCACCAUCCCCAGCUGCACGCACCCUCCCAGGGGCAGGCCGGGAGCACUGCAGGCAGAGCUGCUGUUCACGUGGGCUCCUUUCAGCCCAGGGUCCUGCGUUACGUGCUUCCCUGACUCGACCUCUGAUGUCCGUGGCACUGCAGGAAAGGCAGCAGCCCCCUCUGCCUGGCCCUCUGCUUGCCACGGAGGGGUGGUCUGCACACGAGGCCAUCGAGAUCAUCACUGAAACCCGUGGCUUCACACCUACAAUGGAUGUGCUGAUAAACUGGUUUGAACAACCUCCCGGGAAGGAGCGUGACGGGGAAGUUUGCUACCGAAACACAUGACGGUUCCAACCAAAUACUGCCCUGUGCACGAGCCAGCUCAACGGCCGCCCUGAAAUGUAAAGCCGUGGUGUCCGACUCGUAUAGAUCUGGACAGGUUGCAACUUCCCUGUUGCACAAGGGUCACCUGCAGGUCCCAGACUAGUGCUCGGCCUGCACCGCAGACCCAUAGGCGGGGAGCUGCAGGCUCGUGGGUCAGGGUCUGCAUUAAUGGCAGUGGGUGGAGGAGAGAAAUCCCACCUUGUGCCUGUUUCAGGAAAGCCUGAAACGUUCUGCGGUUCCCCGCGCCAUCAGCCACUAAGGUCUCUAGCUACUCUGAAGGCUGUAUGGCAGAUGUAACACCAGAAACCCCAGGCAAGUACCAGAGGUGAGGCUUUGGAGAGUCAGAGUUUAUCCUGUUUAUCCUCCACGCGCUGGAGAAGCGCCGUGUGCCGAAGAGUCGGCACGUCCAGCAUUUGCAGAGGUGGGUUCAGACAGGUCCCAGGAAGGAUUCCUGAGUCCUGGGGGAAUUUCUCCUGCACCAAAACCUGAAGCCCAGACCACACCUGGUGUUCCUGCACACACCCCAGAGAGCAGGGAAGAAAAACCAUCCAGACCAGCAUCCACCUCGCAAAACAGCCCACACCAAGGUGUUCCCCUUUGCAGGUCACCGCUCAAAGCCAGGGCAUGCCCUGCUCCAGGCUGCCUCUUCUAAUGACCUUGUCGUGGGGAGGUAGGUAUCGCUAUCGCGAUGCUCUGACUCCUUUCUACCCUUCCUAGCAAAGCACAGGCUGCAAUGGAGAGUAGACGGAGCAUCCCAUAAGCUGUACAUGGCAAAACAGGGUUUAUUAUUGACAUGAAAGUAUACAUUAUGUUUUUACAAUGCAGAAAACAGCCUUAUACUUGUACUGAUUUUGAAAGUUAAAUGUACAGAAACUGAUUAUUACAGAGCUACAAGAUGUCAGAAAUAGUGGUAAGUCCUUUAGCCAUGAGCAGUUUCCACGGAGUAAGCAGAGAUCAUUUUAAAAUCUUAUUGGUACAUGUGUGCAUACCUGAUUUCCUUUGAUCAUAAUCCAAACCCCCCGCCAACCCCUGCUAGCUUCCCCUCGACUACAGUGGUUCAGUCUUGUGCGAGAAUUAACGGUAUGUACAGGUUGUGAGAGAAUCACUUUUGCUUGCUGAGAUGUAUGCAAGGAUGUAUUCGACCGUUUGCCUUGUAAGCGGGGAGAUAACGUCCUCAGCAGACCAGGAUACGGCUCCAGCUUGUUGGAAAUGCAGGGACUAAAAGCAACCUGCCUAUCACGAGCGCGUGGAGGGGUUCUCUGAUGACUGACUUGUGAAGGAAGCAAAGGUUUCUCGUAGCCAACACGAAACGCCCGCCCCACCUUCGGGUACUUUUGGUAGGUAAAUGACACCUCCGUUAGCCGCCAGGCCCCGUACGGGAGACGAGCUCUCCCGGCUGUUGUCGGUCCUAUUCGUUUACAGCCAAACACUUGCAGAGUUUUCUUUCCAAAGCUUUGUCUGUGCAUCCUCACAAAAAGCAAGCCAACCCACUCUCUCAAAAGCCGCUCCGUUCCUCGUCUUCGAUAUGGGAACAGCCACGUGCUCAGCUGAACGCCGUGGCAUCAGCUGCUGGGGUUCCCUUCUCCCCCGACCGCCUUGCACUGUGCUGGGAUAUACCCUUCUACUGAAAGUAAGUGUUUAUAAGGCACCUUUUUAGCUUAGUAUUUAUGAAAUACACACAGACCCUUGCCAAGACCCAUAGUGCACGAAGUCAAAGGCCACUGAUUCAUUCAGGGUAGCGCGGGGGCAAAAUUGAACCAUGUGCUUGAGUUCUACGAAGUCCUACGUCCUCGCCCUCUUACGUCUCUCGCUGGGGAAAGGGGUCGCUUUCUACCCUCUGCCGCGUCCGUCCAGUCCUGCUCCGUUCCCCUCGUUAAUACUACUUGUGUUACAAAACGUGCCAGCCACAAAGACUGUUUUGUUAGAUCUCGGUAAGAAGAAACUGGGAUUCGUCCAGCUCCUUGCGGCGUGGACCCUUCCCUGGGAAAACUCUAUUGCCUUGAAGCCAUUAGUACGUGUUUUAAUUCAUCUUCCCUUGUACGAAGCCCAGGGUGAGUAGUGAAGAGCUUAAAUAGGUUUAAUCACAGCGACACGGGCCGGUUUUACAACCCUAUCUAAUGGAGAAGGCAGCGUGCUGUGAGCAUGGAGCUGACCAAAGUUAAAGCAGCUGCUUGCCACCCUGGCUACUGCCCGCGGGAAGGGACGUCACGUGGUGGGCACCGCCGGAGAGGGCUCCCCUGCGCGGUCCGAUCUGUGCACCUGACCCCGGUGCCACUCAGGGCCCAGCACCCGGCUGCAGGGAAAGGAGAGGCCUCAUCCUGACAGGCUGGGAGUGCAGGUGGAAAAAGAUCAGCAGGGGGGCAAAAGGUUGGUAAUAGCAGACUGGAUGUGGCCUGAGGCACGGUGCCCACAUCAGCAUCCACGGCGGAUGGCUUCUGCAGGGAGCCCCGUCUUCACGAGCAUCGUGUCCGUCCCUGGAGGCUUCCUCGCUGGCAGCAGAAGCUGCAUCGUGCUUCUCGAGCUGGGCACAGAGACCAACGCGUGUGCAUUGGCCGUCUCUCCACCUUGAGAUGAAGGGGGGACAGCUCCUCCUCCUCCCCUCCCCAUGCCACUCAUUUCUGCAUGUCGUUAUGCAGAUCUGAGCCGUGGGGCCCUUGGGUGAUUUUGUGUAUUUGUUUUCCAGGGUCCGACGAACGCCUCCUCCACAGCCAGCCACGUGGAUGGGGCCUGGGAUGGAAAAGCUUUGCUGAGAAAGGGGCUUUUAUUGUAUCGGAUCAAGCCAGCCCAUGGGGAGGGUGGUUCCAGCGUUAACGAGAAACAGAUGGGAUCGUUUGCAAAAAAAAAAAAAGCCUUUUCAAUGG
Alligator sinensis (Chinese alligator) is the source of this 4508-nucleotide messenger RNA. RefSeq names its product nth like DNA glycosylase 1 (gene NTHL1). NCBI's taxonomy places the organism in Eukaryota, Metazoa, Chordata, Crocodylia, Alligatoridae. The annotation marks the transcript as partial. Gene Ontology annotation, molecular function: DNA-(apurinic or apyrimidinic site) endonuclease activity; DNA binding; oxidized pyrimidine nucleobase lesion DNA N-glycosylase activity. The transcript has 5 exons. The record is from RefSeq and is a predicted model, not a curated record. Gene Ontology annotation, cellular component: nucleus. Gene Ontology annotation, biological process: base-excision repair; nucleotide-excision repair; base-excision repair, AP site formation.